Messenger RNA from Diospyros lotus (date-plum), 2965 nucleotides. RefSeq lists its product as uncharacterized. Gene Ontology annotation, biological process: ubiquitin recycling; proteasome-mediated ubiquitin-dependent protein catabolic process. The transcript is spliced from 22 exons. Gene Ontology annotation, molecular function: ubiquitin binding. The coding region runs from base 213 to 2489 and encodes 758 amino acids. The record is from RefSeq and is a predicted model, not a curated record. Gene Ontology annotation, cellular component: nucleus; cytoplasm. NCBI's taxonomy places the organism in Eukaryota, Viridiplantae, Streptophyta, Magnoliopsida, Ericales, Ebenaceae.
GAGGGGAUACACCGAUCGGUUAACUUGGAGAACAAGCGAUGCCGGCGCUGCAAUCUCGGCGACUACAAACACCAAAGCGAUCCACACUCUCACCGGUCAUCUCGCGGAUUUGCCUUUAAACCCUUUCUCAGAGAAACACACUCGUUCUCGUCUCUUCGUAUAAACCCUAGUCUCGCUUCAGAGUGCUUCGCUCACUCCCUCUCUCACUCGCCAUGGACAUCGACUUGACAGAGUACCGUUUGAGCCGUGAACUUCGAGGCCACGAAGACGACGUUCGGGGGUUAUGCGUUUGCGGCAAUGCUGGAAUUGCAACUUCGUCAAGGGACAAAACAGUUAGGUUUUGGACAUUGGAUCCUGCGGACAAUCGUAGCUAUGCCCAAUCGAAGUUGCUGCUGGGGCACAAAAGUUUUGUGGGGCCGCUGGCAUGGAUUUCCCCAAACGAGGAUUUUCCGGAGGGUGGGAUUGUGUCUGGUGGCAUGGACACUGUUGUGAUGGUUUGGGACCUCAGCACUGGAAGGGCGGUGCAGACACUGAAGGGCCAUCAGUUGCAGGUCACUGGGAUUGCAUUAGAUGGGUCAGACAUCGUGUCUUCGUCGGUGGACUGUACUUUACGACGGUGGAGGAAUGGCCAAUCUGUUGAGUCUUGGGAGGCUCAUAAGUCUGCAAUUCAAGCUGUUAUAAAGUUGGCCUCAGGUGAACUUAUUACAGGUUCUAGUGACACAACAUUAAAGCUUUGGAAAGGAAGGUCAUGCAUGCAUACUUUUGUUGGGCAUACAGAUACAGUUAGAGGCUUGGCAGUGAUGCAUGGGGUGGGAAUUCUCUCUGCCUCACAUGAUGGGUCCAUCAGGUUAUGGGCACUCAGUGGUCAAGUUUUAGUGGAGAUGGUUGGUCACACUUCAAUUGUCUAUUCUGUUGAUUCACAUGUUUCAGGGCUUAUUGCCAGUGGCAGUGAGGAUUGUUUUGCAAAGAUUUGGAAAGAUGGAGUUUGUGUCCAGAGUAUAGAGCAUCCUGGUUGUGUCUGGGAUGUCAAAUUCUUGGAAAAUGGUGAUAUUGUGACUGCAUGUUCUGAUGGAGUAGUGCGUAUUUGGACAGUCAGUCAGGAUAAGAUUGCAGACUCAACUGAGCUUGAAUCAUUUGCUUCUCAACUCUCUUAUUACAAAUGUAGCAGAAAAAGGGUUGGAGGAUUAAAAUUGGAUGAGUUACCCGGGCUGGAGGCUUUACAGGUUCCAGGAACAAAUGAUGGCCAGACAAAGGUUGUCAGAGAAGGGGACAAUGGCAUGGCAUAUUCAUGGAAUUUGAGGGAGCAGAAGUGGGAUAAGAUUGGUGAAGUUGUUGAUGGCCCUGAUGAUAGCAUGAAGCGACCUGCUCUUGAUGGAACUCAAUAUGAUUAUGUUUUUGAUGUUGAUAUUGGAGAUGGUGAGCCGAUUCGUAAAUUGCCCUACAACCGAUCGGAUAACCCAUAUGCUGUUGCUGAUAAGUGGCUUCUGAAGGAGAAUCUUCCUCUUUCCUACCGCCAACAAAUUGUGGAAUUCAUACUACAAAAUGCAGGACAAAAAGAUUUUUCUUUUAAUCCAUCAUUUCGUGAUCCCUACACUGGUUCUAGUGCUUAUGUACCGGGGCAAUCGUCCAACUCGAAUGCUACCUCAGCAAAACCUACUUUCAAGCAUAUUCCCAAGAAAGGAAUGCUUGUAUUUGAUGCAGCUCAGUUUGAUGGGAUUCUCAAAAAGAUUUCAGAGUUCAAUAGUGCAUUGCUUAAUGACCAGGAUAAAAGAAGCUUAUCACUGACCGAGCAUGAGAUUUCAAGAUUGGGUGCUAUUGUUAAAAUUUUGAAGGACACAUCCCAUUACCACAGCAGUACAUUUUCAGAUCUUGAUAUUACUUUGUUGUUGAAAUUGGUGAAUUCGUGGCCACUAGCGAUGAUAUUUCCAGUAAUUGACAUAUUGAGGAUGCUUGUUCUGCACCCGGAUGGGGCUACUAGACUACUCCAGCAUGUUGAUGAAAAUAAUGAUGUGCUCAUGAAGAUGAUUAAAAAUGUCACUUUGACUCCAAUUCCAGCAAAUCUUUUGACCAGCAUUCGGGCUGUGACUAACCUCUUCAAGGCUUCAUCCUACAAUCAGUGGUUACUAAAACAUCGUAAUGAGAUUCUUGAUGCGUUUUCAAGUUGUUAUUCAUCUCCAAAUAAGAAUGUGCAAGUCUCUUAUUCUACCUUAAUCCUCAAUUAUGCCAUUCUACUGAUUGAAAAUAAGGACCAAGAAGGCCAAUCCCAAGUUCUCUCAGCAGCUCUUGAGAUUGCAGAAGAAGAAAAUCUUGAAGUUGACUCAAAAUUCAGGGCUUUGGUGGCAAUUGGAACUCUGAUGCUCGAGGGCGGGGUCAGGAAAAUAGCAGUGGACUUUGAUGUAGAGAACAUAGCCAAGACAGCGAAGGCUUCCAAAGACUCCAAGAUUGCUGAAGUUGGAGCUGACGUUGAACUGAUUGUAAAGCAGUGCUGAAUUUGUCAGUCUAUUAAUUUUCUUGAGCCAGCCCUAUCAUACACCUCCAUCCCAUGAUUAAAGACAAAACGAAGAGGAAAUAAAACUCCAGCUUUUCGAUUCUCUGGAUUGGAACAUUGACAUUCAGGCAUGGGAUCGGAGAUCAGAUGAGGGUGGGUUUUGGGAUGAUAGCAGCAAAAGAAGAAGGAGGAAUCAAGCAGUUGUCGUGAAGCAACGAAUGUGAGUCAGUCCUUAACAAUUUGAACUCUGGUGCAACGAUGAUGGCAAAUGCGAUUCAGUUGUUCCCCAUCUUCUUUCUUUUCUCUUCUCUUCUUUUUUUUAGUCAUUUGUUUCAUCUUAAAAGCAAUGAAUAUAUAACCAACCAACCAAACUUUAUGAUUGUUAGAUUGGGAGCAGCAUUGACAACACCAACACGGAUCUAUUUAUGUGUUUUCAUCCUGUCUAGUCUUUUCCUCCUUGAUGUGGGUUUUGUGGUU